Phycomyces blakesleeanus NRRL 1555(-) is the source of this 450-nucleotide messenger RNA. RefSeq lists its product as hypothetical. Lineage: Eukaryota; Fungi; Mucoromycota; Mucoromycetes; Mucorales; Phycomycetaceae. The transcript is spliced from 3 exons. The record is from RefSeq and is a predicted model, not a curated record. Bases 1 to 450 code for a protein of 149 amino acids.
AUGUACUUGAAUUGUGUUAAUGGUUGUGUUCAAACCAUCUCAAUUUGGUCAUACUUGAGUUGCCCUACUAUGUAUGUACAUGCUUAUUGCUCUAGUCCUACGCACACUCUAUUCAAUGAAAAACCAACCGUUUACAGAUUCAUAUGGUUUUCACAGUAUAGACACAGCAUUUUCUCUGGACAGUCAGUCAUUGGACCCAGGUGGCUGAUGAUGAAUUUUGCGUUUGGCACAAUCAGAGUUUUUGCGUCGUACAAACUCUGUUUGCCAAUAACCAAUCUGCCCUGUGAUGAAAAGGUCAUUCUGGGUUCGGUAGCUAACUCACUUUUUUUUUUUCAUUUGAUUAUGAAUGUCCUAUACGACCAUAUAGGAGCUGAAGAUACUCCAUUAAAUAUAGGUGGCAUUAACUCACCUGGUAUUGAUAUUCUUGAGGAUGAAGAACUGAAUGAAUAG